CGCGCUCCCCCAUCCUCCCCGACCCGCCUCCCACCCUCACUCUGCCCCCCGCCGCGCUCCCCCUCGCGAUGCCCUGCCGCCCGCCCUCUCCUCUCCGUCUCUCCUUUCUGUCCACCGACUCCUGCGCUGCGCACUCGGCACCUCCCUCCUCCGCUGCGACGCCGGGGCGCGAGCCGCAGCCCCCGGCGCUCGGCACCCCCCUCCGCCGCCGCGAUGCCGGUGCGCGAGCCGCGGGCGGAUCGAGCCGGCGGAGUCCAUCUUCGACACCCGCCGCCAGCAGAGUCCAUCUGCACUGGAGCGCGCCGAGACAUCCACCUCCACCACCACCCGCUCCCGUCGCCUCCCCCGCUGGCCACGCCACCAUGCUGACGCCGGUCGCUCGCCUCGCGGCCUGCCGCCUCCUCGGCCUCGCCUCCUUCUCCGCUUCGGAAGCCGCCGCUCGCCGCCUGGCUCCGUCUCUGGUUUAUUGCAUGAGAACCUAUGAGAAAAUUUCCGAAGCUCAUCAAGUUAGGGCUGAGAAGAAGAGAUUGUUGGGAUUCUUGGUUAAGGAAGCUAAGGCAGCGUGUGAGAAGGAUCGAGCUCAAUUCCAUCUUGGAAUCGUGUCCCAGAUCAUCAUCAAAUGUCAAAGCCAAACUGAACACAACGAUUGAUUUUCUUCUAUGGAGAGGGCAAGGAACAAGCAUGGUGGUGGGCCAUUGUUGGCAAACCCCAUAGGCAGGGGGCAGCGGUAACUCCACCCAGCUCAAGAUCAUCCUAUCACUGCAGUCAGCAAACCAAACAACAGAUAUGUACCGGCGCAUUGUAUAGCUCAAGCCAGGAUAUGUACCGGCGAUGUCCACGUAACAAAAAAAAUUCUUUAACACAGCAAUUCCACAUAAACAAAUCCAUUUAUAUUGAAAUUUAACGGUGUUUGUAAUCUCAAAACUAAUUAAUGUUGUAUGGCUCAAUUGAACCAAUGCCAACUAUAAGUUUGACCAUGCGCAGCAUUUAUGGCCAACGAGUGGCCCUCCAGUCAAAAUGGUUGUAUAUGCAAGGCAGGCUAAAUGAGCAAAAAAAUUCACGAAUCGACAACGGUUCCCUUUGGCACCGAAGCCUCAUUGUCAGCAGUAAUAAGCUGCCACAACAAUGGAAACAGUAUGACCUCAAAAAAAAAA
Molecule: messenger RNA, 1154 nt
Organism: Panicum hallii
Lineage: Eukaryota; Viridiplantae; Streptophyta; Magnoliopsida; Poales; Poaceae
Product: myc-associated zinc finger protein-like
Exons: 3
Coding region: 69-650 (193 amino acids)
Source: RefSeq, a predicted model, not a curated record